Messenger RNA from Chrysoperla carnea, 876 nucleotides. Its product is annotated as pickpocket protein 11-like. The record is from RefSeq and is a predicted model, not a curated record. Gene Ontology annotation, molecular function: ligand-gated sodium channel activity. Gene Ontology annotation, cellular component: membrane. Gene Ontology annotation, biological process: sodium ion transmembrane transport. The transcript is spliced from 6 exons. NCBI's taxonomy places the organism in Eukaryota, Metazoa, Arthropoda, Insecta, Neuroptera, Chrysopidae. The coding region runs from base 1 to 876 and encodes 291 amino acids.
AUGGUUCUUAGUAAAGCUUCGCAACGAAUACUCGUUGUAACAAAAGAUUUUAUGAAAUCAACUUCGUUACAUGGUUAUAGAUUUAUAAUUGAACGUCGAAGUUUAACCCAAAUGUUGUUUUGGCUUUUGAUAUGUAUUAUUGGCAUAGUAUUUUCAGUUUAUUUAGUUGCUAUGCAAUGGAUUCGAUUCCAAUCAAGCCCAACAACCAUGGAAAUUGAAACAUUAUCAUAUCCAACAUCAACGAUUCCGUUUCCAGCGAUGACUCUUUGUACAAAUUCAAUUUACGAUGAGAAUGUAAAUGUAUUGAGAAGUCAACUGGAAGAAAAAGGUUUUAAUUCGAGUAUCGUUGACAAGUUUUUCGGAUCGUUAUCAAAUCUAGUUACUCACACAAUUGGUGGUGAAAGUCUGUUUCCAGAUUACAUAAGAAUUAUGCAAAUAUUGAAUCGAAAUUUUAAAUUCGAAAUUGAAUCUUUAAUGAAAUAUGUUUUGAUUCAUCAAUGGUAUACAUUUCCAAGUCUGACAUUUACUGCAGCGACUGUACUACCUGGACAACAUCAGACGUUUCAAGUUACACCAGAAAUUGUUGAAAGUUCUUCAGAUGUUAGAUCAUUUACAAAAACACAACGAGGAUUAGAAUGUCGAAUUCAAGCAAUUAAUCGAUUAUGUCAAUGUCAUCCAUAUUAUUAUCCAAAAUUAAAAAUGUUCUUUAGUUUGAAAUCAAAGGAUUUCGCUAAACAUCAAGCAGAUGAUGUAUCAGGAAUAUCAUGUGAAUGUCUAGCAAGGUGUAAUAUAUAUUGGUAUAAUAUACGUAGUAUUGCUUCAGACAAAACUGACUAUAAAAAUAUUACACUCAAAUCACAUAACGGACCAAUGUAA